UAUGUUCACAGAGUAACCCUAUUAUGAGGCUAAAGUGUUUCUUAAAUCCUAUAAUGAUGCUAUUGCAUGUUUAAGGUAAGAUAAUUGUUAUAACAAUUAAAUAGAGACGCAGCUGAAUAAAAAGCUCACCUUGAAUUCUAAGAACAUGUACUUUAAUCACUUGCUACAGCUCGUACAAGAUAGGAGGUAGAAAUUGUUAAUAAAUUAGCUUGAUGUGAGAGAUGGUUAAGUAGUGCCAGGAUUAAAUUUUGGGUAAUCAAAGUAGACCAAGCUUUUCCAAUUUUCAAAGUAUCUAUUUUUCAUUAAAGAAUAGUCAUGUGUUUGCUAAAUAUUUUAAAGGAUUUGAAGAAUAUAAUGGCAAUUUCAAGGGUUUCUAAUAGAUUGUAAUAGAAGGACUUAAAAAAAUGAAAUCAGAUGUGAAAUGAG
This is a messenger RNA of Paramecium pentaurelia, 426 nucleotides long. Lineage: Eukaryota; Ciliophora; Oligohymenophorea; Peniculida; Parameciidae. The record is from the annotation of a GenBank genome assembly.